AUGUCCAAAAACAGCAAAGAUGACCUCACCCGCAUCCGCGACAACCAGCGCCGCUCGCGCACCCGGCGCAAGGAGUUAGUCCAAGACCUGCAAGCGCGCGUGCACGCAUUCGAAGCGAGAGGCGUAGCGGCGACGCAGGAGAUGCAGAGAGCUGCGCGGAAAGUCGCGGUGGAGAAUGGGCGGUUGAGGGAGUUGCUUGCGCGGCGGGGGGUGGGGAGGGGGGAGGUUGAGGGGUAUUUGCGGGGGUGUGAGGGGGUGGGGGAAGGGGGGGAAGGUGGCAAGGGGAGGGUUUUGGGUGAUGAAGGGAGAGCGGAGGAGAUGGCGAGUCCGGGAGAUGGUCACGUGUACCUCCAUCAACACCCGCAACCGCAACAACCAGACGACACGCUUGAUCCUCAGCUGAGCCAGUACGUCCAGGAAACGCAAUCAUCAAAUACGGCAGAAACAAGUGGGCCUCCGUAUACCGACGCACAACCCACCACUUCAAUCCCCCCUCUAACACCGACCGACACCGUCGACGACCUGGGCUGCCCCAACACAGCAGAUUGUUUCUGCCCCCCGUCCCUCCCACCCACCAACCAACCGCUUAGCUCCGCCGCGCUGGAAAUCUCCUGCGAAACGGCGGCUACGAUUAUUGCGCAGAUGCGCGGGGAUGGGGAUCGAGAGUCGGCGCGUGCGGCGCUGGGGUGUGGGCGGGGGGAGGUGUGUAGUGUGAAGAAUUCUGUGAUUAUGCAGAUUAUGGAUGAGGGGUAG
This is a messenger RNA of Dothidotthia symphoricarpi CBS 119687, 753 nucleotides long. RefSeq lists its product as uncharacterized. The record is from RefSeq and is a predicted model, not a curated record. Bases 1 to 753 code for a protein of 250 amino acids. NCBI's taxonomy places the organism in Eukaryota, Fungi, Ascomycota, Dothideomycetes, Pleosporales, Dothidotthiaceae. The transcript has 2 exons.